This is a messenger RNA of Conger conger (European conger), 4284 nucleotides long. Its product is annotated as sterile alpha motif domain-containing protein 9-like. NCBI's taxonomy places the organism in Eukaryota, Metazoa, Chordata, Actinopteri, Anguilliformes, Congridae. Gene Ontology annotation, cellular component: cytoplasm. Gene Ontology annotation, molecular function: protein binding. The transcript has a single exon. The record is from RefSeq and is a predicted model, not a curated record. The coding region runs from base 36 to 1481 and encodes 481 amino acids.
AGUUUCUUGAUGAAAUCAUUCAGAGGGAUGCCUACAUGGAAAUUUCAAAACUUCUCAGCGACAUUCAGAAAAGAGGUGCAGACCAAGUACCUGUGAGCAGCAUCAAUAUAUACCACCAUCCGGGCAGUGGUGGGAGCACAGUUGCACGACAGGUACUUUGGAACAACAGAAAAGACCUACGAUGUGCAGUUGUGAAGCCAUCAUACUUGGCAGUAACUGUGUCCGAGCAUGCAGUUCAGCUCCGCGAAUAUGAAGAAAAAGAACCCCCACAAAAAUGCCUCCCAGUACUCUUACUGGUGGAAGACUGUGAUAAUGACUACUUGGAUGACCUUCGGAAUGAAUUGGUGACCGCCGUCUACACCAAGAGAAUUGCACAAGGGACACCCUGCUUCAUUCUUCUGAGCUGCAGGCGUUCACACAAUCCAGAGAAAAAAUGCAAAGAGUCGCCUCUCCAGAAUGUCGCUGUGACCCACAAAUUGUCACCAGAGGAGAAGAGGCAGUUCUCCGGGAAAAGAGAGAAGCUCGAACAACAGUAUCAGCCAGAGUUCAUCUUGACAUUUGUCCUGAUGAGUGAAGAAUUUGACCCAAAGUACAUAGAAGACUUUGUGGAACAUCUGUUGCAAGACAUUGACCACAAAUCUGUUGUCACAACGCUCAUUCGAUAUGUGGCUUUGCUUAAUGCCUAUGUGCAGAACUCCUUCAUCUCCCAGUCUCAUUGUGAGGCCUUGAUGAGAAUGACCUUCACAAUGGACAGAUUCCGGCAACACACCUUUGAAAGAUCUUUAACUGAGCAAGCUAAACUUAUCUUCAUACACUUGAGAGAUGACAAGACGCAUAUUAAUUCAAUCCGUAUCAUUCAUCCACUGGUGGCAAAGAAGAUUCUCCAGCAGUUGUCAAGUAGCCAGCAGAAGCAAAGCAGAAUUGCAAUGGAUCUUCUAUGUGACAAUGUGCUUUAUGAGAACAGGUUUGGAAAAGAGGAGUAUGGAAAGUUUCUCAGAGCUUUGUUCAUGAGACGCAGCAGAAUCAUUAAAGGUGACGAAUCAGACAGUUUAUUCUCUCCUCUCAUUGAACAUGUGAUGAGAGACGAAUGCCCAGACAAGGCAAUCGAGCUUCUAAAACAAGCAUACACACGAUUCAACAAAGAUGCUUUCUUUGCUCAGCAGCUUGCCCGACUCAACUACUACCAUGAAAAGUUUGAAGAGGCAGAACAAUGGGCAGAAAUCGCUGCAAAAAAGAUGCCCCAAAACUCCUACAUCCUGAACACUAAAGGCCAGGUGUAUAGGAGAUGGUUCAAUACCAAAUGUCAAGAGAUUGAAAAAAAGACAAAGACACCACAAAACAUGGCAAAUGCUAUUGAAAAAGCACUCAAAGCCAUAGACUGCUUCAAGGACUGUCAGAAGGCAUCCAUCUCCGUUUCUGAUGUCAUGAGCAAUUCAGGCUUUUUUAAUGAAGUGGACACUGGAUGCAACCUGGUGAAGUAAAUUUUUUCACUGCAUUUGUUUUCAAGCAAAGCUGGUGGCAACUCUGAGUGUCUGAAGUACCUGGUUACAGAAUACAUCCCUGAAGCUGUUAAGACUCCUUGGGAAAGCUUCCACAUGAAACUGAAAAGCCUUCAGAUGUCCAUGCACAGUGCCUUGGAAUGGAUCUCUGAAGACUUGUGUUACUUUCAGACUGAUGUGAAUAUAGAGGAGGAAGACAUUGUUGUGACCUCUGAGAUACACAAUCCAAAGAUCUGGUUGGUAAAUACAUCUGCUGCAUAUGGAAAAUAUUUCAGCAGUGUUUCUCCCAGCACAGUUCAGCAGCAAGGAAAUUUAAAUCCAAUGAGCUUGACUCCUUUCAUGAAGCGUAUGCAGAUAUACCGUCUUGGAGGGGGCAAUAUAACGACAAUCUUCUCCCUUCUGCAUGACCAAACAGACAAGGGACAAAUCCAAGUGCUGGAGGAAAUAAUAUCCUUGUAUCCUUCCAAACCACUGAAUGCAAGGCUGGACCAAAUGGAUCUUGUGAACUACAUUGCAUCUCAGAUUGCUUUAGGUUGCCUUUCAACUCAGUCACUGAAGCUUGCUCCAAUUCAGUAUCUUCAGAAUCUCUGCCAGCAGUUCCCAAAUGAGAAGAGCAAAUGCUUAUCUAGUGCUCUUUUCUUGCUCACCUUGCUGUUCUGGCCAGAAGACAAUGAUGAUGAUAAAGAAAACAAAUACAAAAUUGUCAUGUCAGCUGUUGCAUGCCUCCGUAGGAGUUACAUGACCAAAAUAAAAAAAAUUCCCCAAAGGAAGAGAAGAAUUUACACUCACUUUUUCCUGAGUAAUGGAAAUGGACGGGACAAGAUUGUACACAAGAGCAAAGUGGAGAGUCUCACGAAGAAGCUCCCUGUGUCAGAAAAGAGGAUGAAGUGGCUAAGCGGGGAGGUGUGGAAAAUGCCAGAGAUUAAAACACUGUUGAAGCCUGUUCAUGGCUGGACAGAGGAUGGGAAUGUGUUUCUCCAGGGUCCUCAGAAGAAGAAGUUCCAGAUUCCAGCUUUGACUUCAGCUUCAGUACCCUAUGGCAAUGAGAAUGUUACUUUCUACUUGGGCUUCACGUUUAGAGGGCCUGUGGCCUACAACAUUACCGAAAUAGCAUAAAAUGGGAAAAUAACAUUGAUCUGCAUCAUGGAUUCAUCUAGUACUUGGUGAUGACAGUCCAUGAAUUACUAUGAUUUUAAUUUUUGGUAAAGUAAACCAAAACAAAGUUGCCAAUGUCAACUGUUGAAUUCCUCAGUUAAAGUUACUGGACCAAACUGACAUGCCCCAUAGGAAGAGAACAAUUUACAUGUUUUCCUGAACAAUGGAAAUGGACAGGACAAGAUUGUACACAAGAGCAAAGUGGAGAGUCUCGCAAAGAAGCUCCCUGCGUCAAAAAGAAGGAUGAAGUGGCGUCCGGAUAUCCAUAAGAAGACAUUUGUGUGGUUUUAAGAAAAAAAAAAGAUGAGAACCAUCCGUUUUAGUGACUGUGUCAUUAAGGCUAAUUGAAAGCAAUAAACAUCUGUUCUGAUUGGCUAAGAUGAGCUGAACGCUUGGCUUUGUAACGGCUACAAUGUGGACCAUGAAGCAAAUGAGCAUAUUGUUGUGAGGUCACAACUUCACGGAAGUCCAAACAGCUCGUUUAAAUGCAUUUUCUGGAGUUAUUUGGGGACUGUCUUUUGAUACUUUCAGUGUUUUAAUCGCACCUUAAACUUCUUUAUAAAGGACAUCGCUACGGAAAUGUAAUUUUCCACAAUAUGGGACAUUUUAAACGCAUGUUUUGCACACUUUUAUUAUUGCACUUACAGUGCUAUGUGGUAUGUUUAACCCUAUAUGUAUGUUUUUGUUUUCAUUACCCGACUUCUGAUGGUCGGCUUUGGGAUGGGAAUGUUAUUCUCCAAGGUCUUCAAAAUAAGUUCUUCCAGAUUCCAGCUUAGAAUUCAUGCUCAGUACCCUACGGCAAUGGGAACGCCACUUUCUGCUUGGGCUUCACAUUUAGAGGAUCCGUUUCCAAACACAUCACUGAAAUAGCCGAAAAUUGAAAAUGAACAUUGGUCUUCAUUUUACAUUUAUGCAAAUAAUUUCUAUGAAUCAAGACUUUUUUUUACAGUACAUGCAUACUCCAAGUUGUUGUUUUUUGUUUUUUAAGUUAUGUGCAGCAAAUUGAUUAGGAUAAUUAUUUUAUUUUCACCUCCACCAAGGCUAUGUGAAGACAUAGACAUAUCUGUAAGUAACGGCUGGAUUGCCAUGAAAUCUGCUGUCUACAUUCACAUUCCCAAGAGGAAGUACUUAUUGAUUUUGGUGACUCCAUGAUGUUUCUUCCAGAUCUUUUCUUAUCCGGGCAAAUUUUUCAAGUGUGAUUGACACAUUUCAAAAAGUAAUGGCCAGAUGGUCAACGGGCUUUGCAUGAUAAUUUUCCCGGGAGGAAAGAUACCGGCUAAUUUUGGUCACACCAUGGCCUUUUCCCUACCGCCACCAUUAGGCCAAAUGUGUCCUUAAAUGUAAUUACUGGAUUGCCAAGACUGGUUCAGUGCAAAUUUAUGUGAGGGAAGAUUGUUGUGCCUUGGUGGAGGUCUGCACUCUACUGAGUGCAUUCUUCAUAGUUUUAUUUUUGUUUGCUUGUUAGUAGAAGUACUUCAGUAAUCAAUAAGUCAUGUUAAUCACGUAUACAGUAUCUUGGGAGACAUGUCAUUUAUAAGAAUUGUAUAUCACGGCAUAGAUACAGUCAAUACGAUGCAUUCCACUCUGUCUAAAUAGCUGAACAUACAGCAUAUUUAAAUGCAUCCCUUAA